AAGAGUUUCCUGGUGUUGGAUGAACAGAGAUUUGCAAAAGAGAUUCUUCCUAAGUACUUCAAGCACAACAACAUGGCAAGCUUUGUCAGACAGUUAAACAUGUAUGGCUUCCGUAAAGUUGUCCAUGUUGAUUCUGGGAUUGUCAAACCGGAGCGAGAUGGUCCGGUAGAGUUUCGCCACGCGUAUUUCAGGCAGGGCCGGGAGGACUUGUUGGUACGCAUUAAAAGGAAGGUUAGUAGAACCUCAGGUUCUUCGAGACCUGAAGAAAACCAGAUACGUCAGGAAGAUCUCUCAAAAAUAAUAUGUACUGCUCAAAAGGUGCAAACUAAACAAACAGCUGUUGAAGCUCAGCUGUCUCUUUUGAAGAGAGAGAAUGAAUCCCUUUGGAAGGAAGUGUCAGAACUGAGAGCAAAACACUUGAAGCAGCAGCAAGUUAUUCGAAAGAUUGUACAAUUCAUUGUUACCUUGGUGCAGAAUAACCAACUAGUGAGCCUAAAACGCAAGAGGCCUCUACUUCUGAACACUAAUGGACCUACAAAAUCGAAUGUAUUUCAGAAAAUUGUGAAAGAACCAGCUGACAGUAGCCACCAUGUACCUCUCAAGAGAAAUGAGGGCUUAAAACAAAGGGAACAGCUUUCAGAUGACAUUGUUAUUUACGAUGUCACUGAGGAUGUGGGUGAUGAAGAAAAUCCCAUGGGUGAUGAAGAAAAUCUUCCCAUUACACCAGAAGCAAAUGAAGAUACAGCUUCAGAUUCUUCCAAUUGCAGCUAUCACUCUCCUGACAUUGUAACUGUGGAAGACGAUAAUGAAGAUGAAUAUGCCCCUGUAAUUCAGGGGUAUAAAACUGCUGUUCCAAGUAAUGAUCCAGUCAGCCCUGUUGGUGACAGCCCAAGCCCACUCAUGUCAAGUGCUGUACAGCUGAAUACCCAGUCAACUUUAACUGCAGAAGAUCCAGUCUCAGUGAUGGAUUCCAUACUCAGUGAGAAUGGAGUAAUUUCAUCGAAUAUAAAUCUUCUUGGAAAAGUUGAACUUCUGGAUUAUCUUGACAGUAUCGACUGCAGUUUAGAGGACUUUCAAGCUAUGUUAUCAGGACGACAGUUCAGCAUAGAUCCAGAUCUCCUGGUUGAUCUUUUUACAAGCUCUGUGCAGAUGAAUCCCACAGAUCAUGAUCAUAUCACUAAUAUCAAAAUGGAGACAAAGGAAAUAGAAACGAACAAGAAUAAUGCUGGUCCAGCUGCUUCAGAGGAAACACAAGAGUCUAAGCCCAGAUCAGACAAGCAGCUGGUACAUUACACUGUGUUUCCACUCCUUGCAUUCCUUGAUGGAAACCCAGGCUCUACUGUUGAGAGCGGGAGCUUCACACCUGAAACUCCUUCCUCUGUUGACAAAUGCCUGGAAGGGGAUGAGCUCCUGGAGAGCAGCCUGGAUCCCGAGCCCACCCAGAGCAAACUGGUGCGGCUGGAGCCACUGACGGAGGCCGAGGCAAGCGAAGCCACACUGUUCUACCUUUGUCAACUCGCCCCAGCACCCAUGGACACAGACAUGCCCUUUUUGGAUAACUGAUGUGAGGGGACUCUGUAUAUAGUCAUGAAGAUGAACUAUUUAUUUAGAAUACUGUUUGGUAUGAGAGUUUUUUGUAAAUCACUGUUUUAUGUAACCAGAUACGUGGAAUCUAAAGUACCUUUCCUAUGUUACUUCCUACAAGCAAUUGUUUAACUCCACAGUUAGAGAAGCUGCCAGGCACGGCUGGCAGUGCCAGCUCAGACUGCUGCACUGCUGUGAACACUUGGUAUUACACACAUGGCUGAGUACCCCAGGUAACCAAACAUGUCAGUAGUGUAAGCUUUGGGUUAUGGUUUCUUAUACUUCUGGUCUUAUAUAUGAUGGCAUAAACUAGUAGUGUAUGGUUAUGGAGCACUGACUUUCUGUAGGUUUGGGGUUUUUGUUGUGGGUUUUUUUUUUUUUUUACAACAUUUUGUUUAACAAACAUGAGGCUUUUUUUUUUGAGUGGGGAGGACCAGAACCUGAUGUAGGCUUUUUUUUUCCCUGCUUGAACUGGGAGCAAAGUGCCUGUACCUUGCUAAAUCUUGGUUCUGCCUUACUUUCACUUCAGUGGAAGUGCUCACACAUAGCACAAACUGGGGAAAAGUUCUUGACAGCCGCCAGGCCCCAUGACUGCAUGAGUACUUUUAACUUGGACCAUCUAUGCUGGUAAAAUAAAUGUUACUUAAGUGUGAUACUUGCUAAGA
This is a messenger RNA of Acanthisitta chloris (rifleman), 2249 nucleotides long. RefSeq names its product heat shock transcription factor 2 (gene HSF2). Lineage: Eukaryota; Metazoa; Chordata; Aves; Passeriformes; Acanthisittidae. Gene Ontology annotation, molecular function: DNA-binding transcription factor activity; sequence-specific DNA binding. Gene Ontology annotation, biological process: regulation of DNA-templated transcription. The record is from RefSeq and is a predicted model, not a curated record. Bases 73 to 1563 code for a protein of 496 amino acids. The transcript has 12 exons.